Messenger RNA from Solenopsis invicta (red fire ant), 6498 nucleotides. RefSeq lists its product as uncharacterized. The record is from RefSeq and is a predicted model, not a curated record. Gene Ontology annotation, molecular function: mitogen-activated protein kinase binding; protein serine/threonine phosphatase activity; cation binding. The transcript is spliced from 6 exons. Bases 624 to 3473 code for a protein of 949 amino acids. NCBI's taxonomy places the organism in Eukaryota, Metazoa, Arthropoda, Insecta, Hymenoptera, Formicidae. Gene Ontology annotation, biological process: protein dephosphorylation. Gene Ontology annotation, cellular component: cytosol; nucleus.
GCUGGCACGCGGAAAUCGUCGACGGUCGAAGUUCAGUAGCGUCGAUCGACGGUCCGCGAUUGAUCGCACGGCGGCAUAUUCGAAAACAUGCAGCGAGUGCAUUCCAAAAUCUUCCGCUGCGGCCGUUUCUCGUCGGCGAACGUCGGCCGUGCUCGUAUCGGUGAAAUCGUUGAUGACGAGAGAGGCGCGCGGGAAGGACGAGAAAGAAAGGGAAGGAGAGAGAGAGAGAGAGAAACCGUGCGCGCACGUGUGCGUACAUGUGAGUCAUGUUCGUAUAUGUGAGGUCGAGGGCAGCGGGAGAAGAAGAGGGAAACGGGACUCCCCUCUUGUGCUUCGGCUCUAACCAUUCGUCGCUGAUCCGCCAGUCCCCACCGCUGUCGAUUCGCCGCCGACCGCAACGUCACUGUCCGCUCCCUCCCGCGUUGCCUUUCCCCUCUCUCUUUCCCGCGCGCGCGCAGACAGUGCAGUGCGCGCGGACCUACCCAGUAAAUGCGAGGCUUCCGUUUGACGAGUAUACGUUUCGGUGAGAGAGCGCGUAAUAAGCGCACGGUACACGGACAGUUCUUCGUACCUCGGCGACGUCGUCGCCGUCGUCACCGAACGGAUAGUCCCCAGGCGUCAGCAUGCCGCUCAGCAUCGGCGUUAACCUGCGGGUGACCGGCCACUGUAAUCAGGGCGGUCGCAAAUACAUGGAGGACAUGUUCUGCGUGGCGUUCCAACCGACACCGGACGACAAGGACCUGGAAUACGCGUUCUUCGGAAUCUUCGACGGCCACGGAGGCGGGGAGGCCGCAACUUUUGCCAAGGAACACCUCAUGGACAUCAUCGUGAAGCAGAAGAACUUUUGGAGUGAUCGCGACGAGGAUGUGCUGCGAGCGAUCAGGGACGGAUACAUGAACACGCACUACGCGAUGUGGCGGGAGCUCGACAAAUGGCCGAGAACCGCGUCCGGACUGCCGUCUACGGCUGGGACAACCGCCAGCAUCGCCUUCAUACGGAAGGGCAAAAUAUACAUAGGCCAUGUAGGAGAUUCCGCUAUCAUAUUAGGAUAUCAGGCAGAGGGUGAGACUCAGUGGAGGGCAAAAGCACUGACAAAAGAUCACAAGCCGGAGAGUGGACCGGAGAUGACGCGCAUACAAGAAUCGGGUGGAAAAGUAAUCAGUAAAUCUGGUGUCCCAAGGGUUGUGUGGAAUAGACCUCGCAUUGGGCACAAAGGUCCUGUUCGAAGAUCCACUCAUAUGGAUGAAAUCCCGUUCCUCGCAGUAGCCAGAUCUCUAGGUGAUUUAUGGAGUUACAAUUCUGAAUUGGACACUUUUGUCGUCUCUCCUGAGCCAGAUGUGAAAGUUAUUCCAGUUGAUGUUAAAUCACACCGUUGUUUAAUAUUUGGUACUGACGGCCUAUGGAAUAUGUUAUCGCCCCAAGUUGCAGUAACUAUUGUUCAAGCCACAGACAGACACAAUGAAAAACAUUUGAUAGCCUCUCAGCAGACUGGUGGUGCUGAUAUGGGGCAAAUGUGGAUAAAUCCUUCAAAAAGUCUUGUGGAUCGUGCAUUGGAGAAAUGGUCAUCGACGAGAUUACGGGCAGACAAUACCAGUGUUGUAACAUUAAUGUUGGAUCCAUCAGGACCAUGUCGUAGUGAGGUACUGUUCAAUCAAAAGAAAGAUCGCGUUAUACAUCAUGGGAUAAAUACGCCAAUUACAACGAAAGAGCCUGAAAAUGUCGACGAAAUCAGUCCAAAAGCUCCAACGCCAUGCAUGCCAAUACCGUUGCCAAGCGCUUCCACGGAUCUUGACAUUGAUUCCAAACAACCGGACUCAUCAAAUGGGAAUGAAGAGACUGUCGAUCAGAUGUCACAGUCGGAGACAGCUUCGUGUCCCGAAAAAUCAAUUCUAUCAGAGAUUGAUACUUCAUCGGAAUUACAAGAGACCGCGAUAGACAAGAAUAUUGAGACUACUGAUAUCGGCGAAGGUAUUCAGGUUGCCGAAGUCUCCUCUAGUCAAAUGCUAGAAGAAUCUGGAGAUACGGAAAAUAAAAGAGCAAAUGAAACUAAUUACGAAAAAUUGGAACAUAUCGAAAACGACAAAAGGCAAAUAGCAGCACAGAAUGAAAUUGAGAAAGCAAAAAAUGACGAUGCGCAAACUCCGAUCCAAUCGAAUCCAAAAUCGAACAAGUUCAUCGAGCCUAAAGAAAUCAUAACCGAGACAGGAGUAUCUAAUGUGGUGCGGCAAAACACGUUUUCUGGUGUAAACAAGGAAAUGCUUCAACCCGUUCCCCUCGUAAACAGGUUACGUCGAAGCGGCAUCGUUUCCGUUAAGAGUAACAGUUUCGACAAUGGUGAGGUAAAAAACGGCGUUUUGAACGGAUCUAGGCAUAAGCAACACCCUUUAUUUCCCGCGAGGGCGGACGUCGGAACGAUAAAGCGACGACACAGUCUGAGCGCCUCUCAGGCUCAAAAUACCUUCACCGAUGUCACGCCGACACCUGAUCCGAAGACUUAUGUGAGCGUAAAGUUGCGGUACAGAGUAACGAAAUCGUCUGUUGCGGAAAGCACGACGAUGGAAGAGAUGACGAAAAGUGCAUCGAAAACAAACGACGACUGUGCCAUAAAUAAUAACAAACGCAGGCAUAGUGCGAUCACACAGACGUCGGUUUCGUCGUCCGGAAUUAAUAACAGCUGUACGCAACAAGAACCUUGCGCGAAGAGGAGAACGCGUUCCGAGGACCAACGGCAUAGUCCCAUUGAUGAGAAUGAUCCGGCCAAUCAAACGGUAGAAAAUGCUAAUGCUCGAUUGAGUUGGCCCACGUCAGACAGACGUUCGGAUUCGUCAUUGAACGGCGCCACUUUAACGACGCUCUCCUCAUCAUCGAAGACGUUCCAACGUAGAAGUUUAGGCAAAAAGGCUACGCCUGUUAAAGCUAUUAGAAGAUCGUCUAUCAAUUGUUCGACUCGACUGCAACAUCUAAGAGGUAGUUUUGGCCUACGAGAUUGGGACCAAGGAAAGAAUAACCGAACGAACAGUUGUAACAAUAGAAGGACAUUAAAUAGGACAGUAACGAUAAUCGAUCCUACGGAUACGACGAUGCCGCAACGAUGGCUAAGAUCAGACACAAUGGCGGCAACACCUGUGAAAACAUUACGUUCACGUAACGUAGAUAUCGCCGGACAUACAAUAUCUGCGCAAUUAGUUCAUCAAUACGGAGUAGUGAAGCAAAAUCGAUUGUCUCUACCGAACAAGUUGAAGCAACCCGCGAACAGUGGAUCGCUACAAUCGAGUAGAGUCAGGUCUUCCUCAUUGUCAGCCAAUAAAUUUAAACAAGCGAACGGUAAUGGUGGAAGCGUGAGUACUUGCGCGACCAUAAAUCCUUCAACAGCAGGUUCUACAUCUGGUAUAGCCAAGAAAGUCAAAUCACCGUAUAAUCCUAGUGCUCGAUCCCUGAGCACACGAUCUCGAAUCAAACGUCUUGGAAAGUAAGAGGAAUGUUAACGGCUGUUUGCGGAUUCGCGAGUUUCUUAGGGUAUGACACUUACCCUUCGCUAUCUGCGAAUCAUCUAGUUACAGUAUAAAGAGCGAUUGUUACAUGCAUUUUAUGUCUUUAAAACUUCCCCUACUUUUAUCUUUAAAACUACAUACAUAUUAUCUUUUAUUCGAGAUAUUUACUAUGAAUGGGGCCUGAGCACUCUAUAAGUUAUGUUUAUUCCAUUUUUAUUACUCCAUUAUUAUUUCAUUUUUUAACAUAAAAGAAAUCAGAUAAAUAUAAAUUAUUAUAGUAGGAUUAUUUUUAAGCAUGUGUUGAAAUUUGAUAUCGCAAUCUACACAAAUACUUAUAUCUAUUUGUGACAAUUAUUGAUUCGUCGAAUUGUAUUUGUAUUUUGUUGGAAUUAUUUACACUGACUACUUUUUUUAUGUUCGCAUGAAGUGCAUAUAUCUUUUAUUUUAUAAAAUUGUCUUCUUCAUAGAAAUAAAUUGCUACGCUCUCCCAUUCUAUUUAUUAAACAUUUAUUAAUCAUUAAUUCCUUAUAAAGGAUAUAUACAAUCUCAACAACUCUAAAAUGGAACUAGUCAUUCUUAAAAAAGUGUUAUAUUCAAAAUUUUCUAGAUAGCUUACAAAACUGUGCUUUCGCAAUUUCUGAUCAAAGAUUGUACCAUUCUCUCUGAUAUAUAGAUAGAUACUAAAAAUGCAAAGUGUUCGUACGUUUAAGUCGAGUCAAUUGGCAUACAGAGAGAGCACAGUCGAGGGACGAUAAAUCGUAAAUUAUUGCCCCGAGAAAAAUUAAAAAUUAAAAAUACGAAAAAAAGAUAUUCCCAAUCUUUUGUAUGCUUUCCAAUAUUCUCGUAGACUAGCAAAUUACAUAGGACAAAAAAAUGAAAGUAUGUUUAAAGUAGCCUGACAAUAAGAAGGUACGGUUGCGUAUGAAGACAUGAGUUCGUAUGCAUAUCUCACAUUUGCACAUUCUCAGUGAUAACUAUUGUUUGCAAUCUUAGACCGAUUAAAGCUGACCAAAUGCUGUAGGGCUGAAUACGGAAUACGAAUGCGUAUGAUUCGUGUAACUGCACAUGCGUGCAUUCCUAGAAGUAAUUUUCCCCUCAUUGAUUCCGCUUGACGAUCGCAGUCUUCGACGAUAGCUCGAGCAAAGAAUUUGCAAGUCAAAAAGGCACCGUAUUUAGAGAAUACUUAUGAUUAAGCUAUUGAACCAUUUUCUAGUAUGUAGGAUAUGCAAUCACAUUGAUCUGCCUUGGCUGAGUACGGAGUGGUUGUUGAAUAAUUGCGUGUAGAUAGAAUUGUAAGGAUAAUUAUAUAGUUGAGGAUAAUUGGCAGCCUUUAUCUCGCGAGUACAUCGAUAUCGUUUCGUAGAUGUAAAGUUAUAAAUUGUUGCAUAGAUAAAUAAUGUAUGAAAAAAAGAAGAUUUAAAUUCACAUCUCUGAACAGAUUCCAAACGCAUGGUCUCGAACAACGACCACUCGGUACGAAGCACCAAAACGACUGUUUAAAAUCUAGGAUUAUAUACUUAGGCGGAAUAUGUUUAAAGCAUAGCUAAAAAACAAUCGAAGGAGUUCAAAAAUUGCUAUCUCGGCAGGAACAAUUGUACAACAAUUAUGUUCCAAAUGCAAAUGUGCACUUUCAUACUAGUGAUCUAAUAACAAUUAAGUCAUCGGAGAUAAGAAAGAUUUAUAUCUGAUAUAUUUAUCUGAUAUUAAUAUAUAUACACAUAUAUAUAUAUUAAUCUCAGAAAUAAAAUACAGUGUAUAAUAAUCUUCUAUAUCAGUCUUUCAUAGUCAUCAUUUUAUCUUAAGCAAAGAAAACGAGGACAAUUCAGGAUGAAAAUUCAUUAUUUGAUUUCAUCAUACAGAAAUUACGCACAACGCGUUUGCUUACAUUUUAUCGUACAGAAAUCUGCUGUUUGAGUUUCACUUAUUAUUUAUAUGAAUGUAAUAUCAUUUCCUGUAUUGUUUGAAUUACUUGUGCAUCUAGAAGAAUGUUUCAGAGAGCAAUCUGAUGCAAGGAUCAGAGUAAUUAGAGUUAAAAUACAUUUCGGAAUAUAGUCACUUUAAGAUUUAUACAUUUUUAAAGAAAAGGGGGAGAAAAUGGAAAAACUCUGAUGAUACAUAUUAUAAUAAAGUGUAAAACGUUAACCACGUAUAUAAUAAUUAUUGAUAUCAUGUCGACUAUUUAUUAACUAGCUUUUAAAGGUGAUUUUCUGUGUACAUAAAAUCGUGUGAAUUAUAUAUGCUUAGAGAGUCGUUUGGGAGCUGCUUAGAGACUAUCACUGAAACGAAGACGAGAGAAAAAGGAAAGAAAGGGAUGACGCGUGCCUACAAUAGUUACCACAUAUGUGUCUGUGUGUAUGUAUGUGUGUGUGCUUAGAUAAGGGAUAUAUCUCCGAGGAAAGUUUAAAAGUAGAGCGAGGGACAGAGCCAAGUUACCGAGGAGAGAAAGAGAAAGAUGUUAUGUAUUAGUUAACGGCGAGGAUUUAUUUUAAGAGUAUUUAUCGUUUUUUUUGGUGCAUGCCCACAGGUCUCACGCUGCAUGUAAAUACAGUGUUAAUAGACUUAUAUACGUAUAUAACACAGAAAUUGUAUAGAUAAAACUUGAAAUGAUUAUGCAGCAGAAAGAGGAGCAAAGAGCCUCGGGCUUAGCGUUCGUUCGUCUGUUAAACAAAUUGCGGGGUGAAACGAGUGUAAAGUAAAAAUCGAAUCUACCCCCUGCGCGCCCGUAGAUUUAUCAUUUGUUACAUCGUAAAGAAUAUGAUGAAACUGAGUAUUUUUUAAGAGGCGAGGAGUAAAAAGAUUUAUGGCGUAAAACGCGAGAGAACUGUUAGUGAGAAGAAAAAUAUUAUAUAGCGCGAUUUAUCUCAGGUUAAGAGAAAAUAUUGCGGCAAAGGGGAGAGGGGGUGUGAAUAGAUAUCGGAGAAACUUGAACAAAUGUGUGAUCACGUUUAUAUAAUCUGUAUAUUUUAAUUAAAUAAACUGAGAUAUAUAAAUCCUAUUAUUAAACUGA